CGGUGGCUCUCAUUUGGAAGACUUGACCUCUGUCUCUCUUGAUUCAUAGGGAGAAAAAAAAAUGCAAGAUCUUGGAUCGACACCCGCUCCAAGGAGAACAUUAUACAGACGCUCCACGUCUCAAGAGCUCGCGCCCCAGCACAUCACGCGCCGACGCAGCCUUGUACCAUCUGGAAGCAGACAGCUCUCGCGUAUAGGUACGCCUGCCAGGGCCUUGCAUAGGCAUGAUAGCGUUAGGGACGACGCAGGGAGUGCGCAGGAGGGGAUGGACGUAGACCAGGACGCUGUGGACGAGAUUGUUGUUGAGCGAGGACUCAAGUUCGAGACAAUAUUCGCAAAGUCGGACGAGCUCCAGGUGACAUUCUACGCGCAUUUGCCGACAGAGGUGAAAUUACUGCUCAGAAAUGCCGAUUUCUGCCGUGAUGCGUAUACGGGGGAGGUUGACACCGCGUCAGGCUUUGCUCUUGUGGCUUCAACGGACAAAUGCUUUGUGUGGAACCACUCACAAGCCUUAACGGGUACACCGACAUGCUACAUCUUCCCUUGCCCUCAAGAUCUGGACCCAUUGGCUGACACGGCACUGCAUGCACUCGUCCCGUAUGGUCCUACGCGUGAACCAGGGCUUAUUCUUCUUACUCCCGGGGGCAUCCUGCACUUCUGGGAUAGUCUUGGCAUGGGUCUGGCUGGUGGUGAACCAUCCUCUAGAAGCAACUUACCGUUGACGGCAGAUGAGAGAGUGACCACGCUGACGCGUGCGGACCCACAAACCUUCGUGGUUUCGACGUCAAUAGGCCGCCUCUUCCGCCUUGUAUUGGCUGCUUCCAGCGGGAAGUAUCUGAUCACAGCCCACGCUUUCAAUCGCCCUACAUCCAUGUAUUCCCUCUCCCGCCUUCUUCCAACUUUCCUCUCGUCUACUUCCCAGGGUACGGAGGUUGAAGUAGGAAACAUCAACGCUGUUGCGCUGCGCGAUCGUCCGGCCGACAAUACAGGCCGUGAUGUGUGGACGCUCAUUAACUGCCGCGUUCAGAGGUGGAACAUGCGUACUGAGGGUUGGGAGGAGCUACUUGUCGACCAGGAUGUCUGGUCACUUAUAGGCCCAUACGUCGUCAAGAAGUUCGCUGCAAGUAUCUCUGGGACAGAGUUAGACUUGGAUUUGGAGCUGCUGGACAUCAAGCUUACUGGGUCCGAUGAGCUGCUCAUUCUCAUCUCCUUUGCAGGCAUUGAAGACCAAGUGGCGAUUGAUAUCGCACCCCAGCCCAAACGCAUAUAUGCCAUCGUCGGACUCUCUUAUUCAUCAGGUGCUUUCCGAGUGAUUGAAGAGAAGAUUCAGAAAGUACCCUACCAGAGUACUUCGAGCUCCGGCGCGCCCAUGCACGCUCGCAUGCAGCUGCUUCUCGAGGGUAGCAUGAUUGCUAUUCAAUUUGGAGACACUGUCGCCCUGUGUGCUCCAGAUACAGAAUACACUGACCGUCUUGAGCUAAAGUCGGCUAGCGACCGGACGCUCGGUAUUGGCGUGCCUCGCGUUGGAGAUGAGAGUACAUUGAUGGUGCUGACCGCCGCGACACUCAUGAAGGUAUCUGUUGAUGCGGAGAAGGUCGCUCAUUUCCAGGCUGCUACUGGAAGGGCGAAUCUGAUUAAGUCAACAAUGACACAGGCAAUUCUAUACGGGUCGCACCCUGAGAACCCGUUGCACUUCAGCUUCCCUCCGGAUGUAGACGAGGAAGCAUUGAUGUCAGGUGCUGAGCAGCUCAGUCAGGCUAUAAUGGAGUCCGACACUAGCGUCAUCCGACCGAAUCAUGAUCUUACGGCCCAGCUGACUCAUCGCAGGGAAAGACUGAGCUUCCUCAUCAAAUUCAUCAACGAUAACGGUGUGCUCACAAAGAUGAGCCAAAGGAGUCGCCAACGCCUUGCAACAGAUGCCGAGAAGCUCUAUGCUGCCUCACAGCUGUGGCUAAGGCAUAACGAUAUUCUUGCCUCCGGCGGCAACCAUUACGUCCUGGCUGAAGCUGUCUAUACAUAUAUGCACGAUGCUGGCGAGGGACACCACGAAGAUUUCAUGCGUGCUUUCUUCCGCCUGAAGGUCCAGGACCUUGGCGCAUUGCUCCCUCGGGUGAACGACAUUGUGAAGCGCUCCUCGUACGAAGUCACGCACAGCCUCCAAGAAACUCUGCCUCACGCGAACGACAUUAUUCUGACCCUCCUGCAGAGCGCAACUGACUAUCGUGGCUACAAUCUUCGUGUCUAUGGCAUUGACCUCCCGCUGAUUGAGCCAUGGGCAUCUCAGUCUCGGGUUAUUGACAUUGUCUCGCACCUUUUCGACCUAACCUUCCGCCUUAUCGACUCACCGUCAUCUACCACUACCAUCUCUACUCCGUCAACUACGCUCGCCACACUGCGCGGUCAGCUGCCUGAACUUGCCGGUGUGCUUUUCUCUGCGUACGCAGAAUGGUGCGCAUGGCUCGGCAGCCCACUUGCGACAUCGGACCCCACACACGCGCGCGUCCAGGCUGAGUUCGACGAGCGUUUCAGGCAGGCGCGUCCUGUCGUGCUCGACACGCUCCGGCGCGCGGGCUUCAUCGACCGAGCAUUCGUACUCGCGGAACGCUACCGCGAUUACGGCGGUCUUGCAGCACUAUGUCACAGCGAACGCGAGAAGGUAUAUCCACCGGAUGCGAACCCAUACCAACGCCGGAUAUGGCAGUACGUUGAGAAGUACAAGGAGCAUUUCGUUGAAGAGAUGUGUGCCUGGUGCAUUGAACAUGGUGAGGUCAGGACACUCUUUGCACAAGAACAGCACCACGCUGUCUUCAGCGCGUACCUCGACAAAUUCUUCGCCAGCCAUCGACACCCGAGCGUAUCGUGGCUCCAUGACAUUGGCAAGGGCCGUUACGGCAUCGCGGCAAAUUCUCUUCUCGAGGAGGCCGAGAGUGCAGGCGAACUUAGUGCCAAGCAUCUGAUGCUCAGUAUCGGCAAGCUUGCGUACCUCGCCGAUGCGCUGGAAACGAAUUCCGCGGUGGACGAUCGCAUCUUUGGUGCGUUCCACGACGGUCUUGACUUCGUGUCCGUUCACGACUCCUUGCUUGUGGAUCUGAAAUCCGCACUCUCAACAUCUCGGAACAGGCAGUCAAUCGAUCAGCAGGUCGACGUGAUCACAAAAGCUAAAGCGACUAAGCUCGCUGUCACUGGCCGGCGGGCUCUUCAGAGUGUUUUCAAGCAGCUAGUCAAGAGGUUGCUGCAGGGCAAGGCUCUGAGCAUCGAGGACGCAGCGGAUGCAUUGUCCUUGAAGGAUAACGAGGACGAGGGACAACUAGAGCACUAUGUGAUUGCAUUGCGGCUGUUAGUACACGCUAAGAUUCCGGAAGCGAGGAAGCAGAAUGCCUUCAGAAGUGUCUGGAGGAGGAUCUAUUUACAUGACGACUGGAGAGCAAUCCGCCACACAGUGAACACCACGGAUGCCGAGAUCACAAAGCGGUUCCGGCACACCGCACUGUACCAUGCGUUAGUGUCAACGAUUCACGCAGACCCCGAGUAUUCUGCAUGCGAAGGGUUCAUCAUCGCCGAGCCAAAUGAUGCGCUUACAAUGCCAACACUGUCGCAGCUGCAGUCAAGGUGGCCAGGCAUGCCUGACGUGGAUGUUGAGGGUAUCCUAGGGGACUACGAGUGGGAAAGCGCUGCAUUGAAGGAGUUGGGGCUGGAGGAUGUCGUUGACCGUAUUAGAGAGCUAGCCGAGAACGAUUGGGAGUAAAGCUCUUACAAUGUCCUUGACCAUGUCCAAGCAUGUAACACCGCACGCUAAUCG
Molecule: messenger RNA, 3799 nt
Organism: Phanerochaete carnosa HHB-10118-sp
Lineage: Eukaryota; Fungi; Basidiomycota; Agaricomycetes; Polyporales; Phanerochaetaceae
Exons: 16
Coding region: 62-3745 (1227 amino acids)
Biological process (GO): protein import into nucleus; transcription-dependent tethering of RNA polymerase II gene DNA at nuclear periphery; poly(A)+ mRNA export from nucleus
Cellular component (GO): nuclear pore outer ring
Molecular function (GO): protein binding; structural constituent of nuclear pore
Source: RefSeq, a predicted model, not a curated record